AUGGUCAUAACUUGGAUCUUGUUCCUGAGUUUGUUGCAGGAGCCGUGGUGCCCGGGGCGGGCCUCGGGGGUGCCCGGAGCCUCCCCGAGUGCCCCCCGGCCGCGCCGGGAUGCGGGGGGUCGCGGCGGCGUCUACGAGCACCUCGGGGGAGCGCCCCGGCGCAGGAAGCUCUACUGUGCCACCAAGUACCACCUCCAGAUCCACCCCAGCGGCAGGAUCAACGGCACCCUGGAGAAGAACAGCGCCUUCAGUAUUCUGGAAAUAACCGCUGUGGAUGUUGGAAUCGUUGCCAUCAAGGGCUUGUUCUCCGGCAGAUACCUGGCCAUGAACAAAAGGGGCAGACUUUAUGCAUCAGAAAACUACAACUCGGAGUGCGAGUUUGUGGAGAGGAUCCACGAGCUGGGGUACAACACCUACGCGUCCCGUCUCUACCGGACCGUGCCCAACAGGGCCGGCACCAAGCGCAAAGCCGGCGCCGAGAGACUCUGGUACGUCUCCGUCAACGGCAAAGGGCGACCCAGGAGGGGCUUUAAAACCCGCAGGACACAGAAAUCCUCCCUCUUUCUGCCCAGAGUACUGGACAACAAAGACCAUGAGAUGGUCCGACUGUUCCACACCAACGUGAAGUACCGGGAGAGCCUCCUGAGGGCCCCGAGCAAGAACCGGCGGAGGAGGAGAGGACACUGA
Molecule: messenger RNA, 687 nt
Organism: Pipra filicauda (Wire-tailed manakin)
Lineage: Eukaryota; Metazoa; Chordata; Aves; Passeriformes; Pipridae
Gene: FGF3
Product: fibroblast growth factor 3
Exons: 3
Coding region: 1-687 (228 amino acids)
Biological process (GO): regulation of cell migration; cell differentiation; positive regulation of cell population proliferation
Cellular component (GO): cytoplasm
Molecular function (GO): fibroblast growth factor receptor binding; growth factor activity
Source: RefSeq, a predicted model, not a curated record